This is a messenger RNA of Solea solea (common sole), 1573 nucleotides long. RefSeq names its product bradykinin receptor B2 (gene bdkrb2). The record is from RefSeq and is a predicted model, not a curated record. Gene Ontology annotation, molecular function: bradykinin receptor activity. The coding region runs from base 84 to 1139 and encodes 351 amino acids. NCBI's taxonomy places the organism in Eukaryota, Metazoa, Chordata, Actinopteri, Pleuronectiformes, Soleidae. Gene Ontology annotation, cellular component: membrane. Gene Ontology annotation, biological process: smooth muscle contraction; neutrophil chemotaxis; G protein-coupled receptor signaling pathway. The transcript is spliced from 2 exons.
GCAGGCGGAGGACAGACAGGGAACUGGCAGCAGCUGAGUAGUUGGGCUUCGAAGCACUUCAUCUCUGGACUUACUCAGGAAGAAUGACUCUCGCACCUUCGAGCAUCCCAUUCUUCAGCGCCACAGUCUCACAUGGAGCUCCGAACAGCACUAAUGGCACCAGCUGCCCUCCCUAUGAUGGCUGGGAGUGGCUCAGCUCCAAUCAACCAGUGUAUAUCCUGCUCAUCAUGGCGCUGGGAAUCGUGCUAAACGUCUUUGUCCUGAUGGUUUUCCUUUUCCACAAGAAGCCGUGCACAGUGGCUGAGAUCUACUUGAGCAACCUGGCCGUCUCUGACCUUGUCUUGAUGUGCUGUUUGCCUUUCUGGGCUGUCAAUAUAUACAAUGAUUUCGAUUGGCCCUUUGGACUGUUUCUGUGCAAAGCUGUCAACCUGGGCAUUAAGCUGAACGUCAACGGCAGCGUCUACUUCAUCGUCCUGAUCAGCAUUGACCGCUACAUGGCACUUGUGCAUCCAAUGUCUCAGGGCAGAAUGCGGAGGCCAAAGUACGCCAAACUGGCCUGUGUGCUCAUGUGGGGCUUCGGCUUCAUCCUCAGUCUCCCCACAGUCAUCUUCAGGGAGGUCAAAUAUCUGCCCGAAUAUGGCGUGACCGCGUGCUUUCUGGACUACCAGAACGACGCGCUGCAGCUGAUUCUCGACGGGAUGUUGAUCAUCUCUGGCUUCGUCAUCCCCAUUUCUAUUAUCCUUUUCUGCACUGUCAAAAUUACCCAGUCUUUGAAAAUCCAGGCAGUGGAGCGGUUCAGUGCUGAGAAAACGGAGCAGAGGGCCACCACCCUGAUACUGGUCGUCCUCCUGGCCUUCCUCAUCUGCUGGGUGCCCUUCCACGUGGUCACCACGUUGGAGGUUCUCCUAAAGGCUGAAAUCCUGAAAGGAUGUCGACUAUGGGACAUAGUUGAUAUCUGCAACCAGCUUUUCACCUACCUUGGCUUCUCCAACAGUGUCCUUAACCCUUUGCUGUACGUCAUUGUGGGAAAGAACUUCCGGAAAAAGGCUCGGGAAUUCUUCAAGCAGUGGAGCAUUAGGAGAACAGGCACCUUGGAGUCCUCAAGCUCACAACUGUCUUCUCUGAAAACUCUGAAAUAAAUGAUUGUUGUCAAACUGCAUUGUUUGCCAUAUUACAUAUGCCUGAUUACUGUCGUGUUUAUAAUCAUCUCUGUAUUAUUUCUUGAGAAAUUAAGGAAAAUAUAAAAGAUAUCUAUAGAUAACUAGAACAUGUAAAAAAAAAGGUAAUGAUUUCUGUCUUAGCUCAUGAUCACUGUUCUCCAAAUACUCCCUCAAAUUCCAAGAAAAGCAAUUCAGUCGUUUUUCCAUAUUCCUGUUGACAGAUAUAUAGACAAACAUAUUCUUUGUGUCGGACGUAAUGACCUCGCAGAUAAUGAUUCAAAUGAUGAGCUAGAUUUGUGAUUAUAUUUGCACUGGAUGUAAUUGUACGCUCAUGGGACCAAAUCACCCUCCCUCAAGUCUGCAGGAGAGGAACUUAUCUAUAUCUUAUCUUAUCUUAUCUAGAGGGACUUAUA